Messenger RNA from Thelazia callipaeda (thelaziosis nematode), 495 nucleotides. Lineage: Eukaryota; Metazoa; Nematoda; Chromadorea; Rhabditida; Thelaziidae. The record is from the annotation of a GenBank genome assembly.
AUGCUUCAGCGACAUUUAGUUCGAAAUGUAGUGGAUAAUAAGUCUAACAGCGAUGAAACUGAAGAUUGGCUGAAAUUUGUAUGUUCUGUUUGUGGUUUGGCUGAAAAUUGUCGCUAUGGUUUGGUUGAAGUUUCGGUUAGGACACAUACCUACCGAUACAAAGAUGAAAUGUAUUACAUUUUGGAUCCAUUCAGAAAUAGAAAUCACGUGGAUGAAAGGAGAAUGCCUGCAGAAAAACCCAGCUAUAAAAGUUCUGGAAAUAAUUCGAUUCCAAAUAUUCUUGAUAUAUUUGUAAUCGGAGCACUUUGCAGUUCAUGUGGACAACCCGUCUGCAUUGAUGAAAUCUGUAGUGUUUUCUAUACAAAAACUUUUUGUACUCUCUGUCUUUAUCGAGAAAAAAGUCAUUUUCCGAAAGAAUUCGUCGAGCAAACUGAAACAGUGCGAAAACAGCGCCAACACGAGCAAAAAAAAGUUGAAAUGAUGUCAGACAUAUGA